This is a messenger RNA of Camponotus floridanus (Florida carpenter ant), 2490 nucleotides long. RefSeq names its product E3 ubiquitin-protein ligase UHRF1 (gene UHRF1). The record is from RefSeq and is a predicted model, not a curated record. The coding region runs from base 131 to 2335 and encodes 734 amino acids. The transcript has 8 exons. Gene Ontology annotation, biological process: negative regulation of gene expression via chromosomal CpG island methylation; protein ubiquitination. Gene Ontology annotation, molecular function: protein binding; ubiquitin protein ligase activity. NCBI's taxonomy places the organism in Eukaryota, Metazoa, Arthropoda, Insecta, Hymenoptera, Formicidae.
CAGAAACAUUUCCCGCCAAAAGGCUGUUGUAUUCGGAAGGGUCGGGAUCGUGAUACGGUAACGUACAUAAGCAAAGUGUAAAUCAUCAACGGCAACGUACGUAAGCGAAGUGUGCAUCAUCAACGGCAACAUGUACGUCAAAGUGAGGUCAAUGGAUGGGAAAAAGGAGACGAUUAUAAUGAUCUCCAAGCUCACUAUGGUAGAAGAUUUAAAGCGUGAAGUUGAAAAAGAAUUGCACAUUGAGACAGACAUGCAGAGGUUGUUUUUUCGUGGCAAGCAAUUGGAAAAUGGUUAUAAGCUCUAUGAUUAUAAUGUUAAUUUGAAUGACGUCAUACAGCUUUUGAUAAAGAUAAAGGUAGAUGAUACACAGAACAAAGCUACCUCUAGUAAUGUAAAAAAGGAGAGGAAGAUAAGUGAAAGGAAAGAAGAGGAAUUGGUGGAAGUAGAAAGCUUGUAUUAUAAAGUUGGAGAUGCCAUAGACUGCCUUGAUCAAAUACAUGGUGCCUGGUUUGAAGCCAUUGUACAAAAAAUUUUCCAAAAGGAAGAGCAAAUAGUUUAUAAUGUACUGUGGGAGUUUGAUGACAAAGCUUUCCCUUUUAAUGUACCUGAAACAUGUAUACGGCCACGCGCUAGACAUCUUGUACCAUUUGAUAAAUUAUCUAUUGGUCAAAAAGUAAUGAUCAAUUAUAAUGUAGAUGAGCCUAAAGAAAUUGGAUUAUGGUACGAUUUUACAAUUUCCAAAAUAGAUAAAAAACGAAAAUUGCAAGAACUAACUGGAAUAUUGCACAUGGGCCACGAUCAUCAACUUGAAAUUCAAAAGGUUAAUCCUAAAGGAGAAAUAUAUGCUAUAGAAACAGUUAAGUUAUUGACAGAAAGAACUGCGGAAGAUGAAAGAUUUAUGAUUAGUAAUGGCAAGCGCAGACGUGUCGCUGCUAACUGCACAGCUUGUAUGGACAAUCCACGUAAAAAAUGUCAAGAAUGUGGUUGUAAAGUGUGCGCUGGCAAGCAAGAUGAACAUAAUCUUUUACUUUGUGACGAAUGUAAUUAUGCGUAUCAUUUGGGAUGUCUGAAUCCACCGCUUACGACAAUUCCAGACGAUGAUUAUUGGUAUUGUCCUGAAUGCAAAAAUGAUGAAAACGAAAUUGUUAAGGCUGGAGAUAAACUGAAAGAAUCAAAGAAAAAAUCUGUUAGCCAAGAUAAUAAGGAACCAAGGAGAGAUUGGGGGAAAGGAAUGGCUUGUGUUGGUAGAACAAAGAUAUGCAGUCUUGUUCCUUCAAAUCAUCGUGGCCCGAUUCCAGGCAUAGAAGUUGGCAUGUGUUGGAUAUUUAGAGUUCAGGUCUCAGAAGUGGGAGUACACAGGCCACAUAUAGCUGGCAUUCAUGGACGAGAAACAGAUUGCGCGUAUUCUAUUGUUUUAUCGGGCGGUUAUGAAGACGACAUUGACAACGGUGAUGAAUUUCUAUACACUGGCUCGGGUGGCAGAGAUUUAUCAGGUAACAAAAGAACCGCUGAACAAAGUAGUGACCAGACAUUAACCAGAAUGAAUAAGGCAUUGGCAAUAAAUUGUAAUGCUAAGUUAAACGCGAAAGAUGGAGCAACGGCCGAGAAUUGGAGAGGAGGGAUACCAGUUCGAGUUGUACGCAAUUUUAAAUUAGCGAAAUAUAGUAAAUAUGCACCACAGGAAGGUAAUAGAUACGACGGUAUAUACAAAGUAGUCAAAUAUUAUCCAGACACAGGUAAAAGUGGUUUUCGUGUUUGGAGAUAUGUAUUAAGAAGGGAUGAUCCUUCUCCUGCACCUUGGACUAAAGAAGGCAAGGCGAGAAUCGCUUUACUCGAUUUGAAGCCGAUAUAUCCCGACGGAUAUCUCGAAGCGAUGAAGAAAAAUAGUGUAACAAAUGGUAAGAAACGACUCACUCUCAGUGAUGAAAAAGAUACUAUGGUUUUAAAGAGAAAUAGGAGUCCGCCUAAAAAAAAGCUUAAGAGGGAGAUCUAUAAUUUGGAGGAUGAAUUGAAGAAUUUCAUAGAAAGUGACAAACUAAAUGCAAAAUUAUGGGCUGAAUGCACUACAGUAUUACCUGAUGGAAAAACUAUCUUUUUGCAAUAUAUUUCAGAAAGAUUUACAUGCGCUUGUUGCCUUGAAAUAGUUUAUAAACCUGUAACAACUCCCUGUGCACACAAUAUUUGCUUAAAGUGUUUAAAACGAAGCUUUUCCUCCGAGGUGUAUUCCUGCCCCUCAUGUCGAUAUGAUUUAGGUAAAACUUAUAAAAUGGAGAUCAACCAAUCAUUGGCAUCGGCAUUAUUAUUGAUUUAUCCCGGUUAUGAAAACGGGAAAUAGUAAAUUUUUUUGUAUAAUAAUCUUUCAUUUUAAAUUUUAUAAUGGUAUCAUGUAUAAAUAUGAUUAUGAUAUAGCUUUUUGUAGCACAAAUUAAAAUUUCUUGAAGCAAGAACUUCAAUAAUGGAUAUUUGCAUAUCAACAUAGUAAAUAUUUUA